Messenger RNA from Psammomys obesus (fat sand rat), 3345 nucleotides. RefSeq names its product X-linked inhibitor of apoptosis (gene Xiap). The record is from RefSeq and is a predicted model, not a curated record. The transcript is spliced from 8 exons. Gene Ontology annotation, cellular component: nucleus; cytoplasm; spindle microtubule. Gene Ontology annotation, biological process: regulation of cell cycle. Lineage: Eukaryota; Metazoa; Chordata; Mammalia; Rodentia; Muridae. The coding region runs from base 487 to 1977 and encodes 496 amino acids.
AAGAAGGAGGGGCUUUGCCGGGCGGGAGUCGAGCUCCCAGGGGGGAGGUGGGAAGGACAUGGCCUGAGGCCAGGAUAGCCCGGGAAGUUAAAGUUGGCAGACUUGCACCCCGUGGCUUUUUUUUUUAAAGCCCUGACGUGGACUCUCUUGGUUCUAGUCUCCGAGUUUUUUCAGAAGGGACUGUCCGGUCUGAGAAGGCCAAGGGAGGGACACAUAGCAACUUCCGUUUCCUUCUAGGCCGCGGCCCUCCGCCCAGCGGAGUUGUUUUCCUGAUCCGGGCUCGGGCUGCCCCUCCUCUGGGACCCUCCCCUCGGGAACUGUCGCCUACGGCUGUUAGGACUGGAGUGCUUGGCGUGAUUGUUCCUUGACCAACAGAAGUUGAAAGCAAAAGUAACUUCAAUUAACAUCUGUAAAUAGAAUGUUUCUUCAGCUAUUCUCUUGCUGGCAGUUUUGGAAAAGGUGGACAAGUCCUAUUUUCAAGAGAAGAUGACUUUUAACGGUUUUGAAGGAUCUAAAACUUGUGUGCCUGCAGACUCCAAUAAGGAUGAAGAAUUUGUAGAAGAAUUUAAUAGAUUAAAAACAUUUGCUAACUUUCCAAGUAGUAGUCCUGUUUCAGCAUCAACACUGGCUCGAGCAGGGUUUCUUUAUACUGGUGAAGGAGAUACUGUGCAGUGCUUUAGUUGUCACGCAUCAGUAGAUAGAUGGCAAUAUGGAGACUCAGCUGUUGGAAGACACAGGAAGAUAUCCCCAAAUUGCAGAUUUAUCAAUGGCUUUUAUUUUGAAAACAGUGCUACACAGUCCACAAAUCCUGGUAUCCAAAAUAGCCAGUACACGGCUGAAAAUUUUGUGGGAAACAGAAAUCAUUUUGCUCUUGACAGGCCAUCUGAGACUCAUGCAGAUUAUCUUUUGAGAACUGGACAGGUUGUAGAUAUGUCAGACACCAUAUUCCCAAGGAACCCUGACAUGUGUAGUGAAGAAGCCAGAUUGAAGUCAUUUCACAACUGGCCAGACUAUGCCCAUUUAACGCCCAGAGAGUUAGCUAGUGCUGGACUCUACUACACGGGGAUUGAUGAUCAAGUGCAAUGUUUUUGUUGUGGUGGAAAACUGAAAAAUUGGGAACCCUGUGAUCGUGCCUGGUCAGAACACAGGAGACACUUUCCUAAUUGCUUCUUUGUUUUGGGCCGGAAUGUUAAUGUUCGAAGUGAAUCUGGUGUGAGUUCUGAAAGGAAUUUCCCAAAUUCAACAAAUUCUCUAAGAAAUCCAGCCAUGGCAGACUAUGAAGCACGGAUUGUUACUUUUGGAACAUGGAUGUACUCAGUUAACAAAGAGCAGCUUGCAAGAGCUGGAUUUUAUGCUUUAGGUGAAGGUGAUAAAGUGAAGUGCUUUCACUGUGGAGGAGGGCUCACAGAUUGGAAGCCAAGUGAAGACCCUUGGGAACAGCAUGCGAAGUGGUAUCCAGGGUGUAAAUAUCUAUUGGAUGAGAAAGGGCAAGAAUAUAUAAAUAAUGUUCAUUUAACCAAUUCUCUUGGAGAAUCUUCGGUAAGAACUGCUGAAAAAACACCAUCACUAACUAAAAGAAUCGAUGAUACCAUCUUCCAGAAUCCUAUGGUGCAAGAAGCAAUACGAAUGGGAUUCAGUUUCAAGGACAUUAAGAAAACAAUGGAAAAAAAAAUCCAAACAUCUGGGAGCAGCUAUCUAUCACUUGAGGUUCUGAUUGCAGAUCUUGUGAGUGCUCAGAAAGAUAAUACACAGGAUGAGUCAAGUCAGCCUUCAUUGCAGAAAGACAUUAGUACUGAAGAGCAGCUAAGACAACUACAAGAGGAGAAGCUGUGCAAAAUCUGUAUGGAUAGAAAUAUUGCUGUAGUUUUCGUUCCUUGUGGACAUCUGGUCACUUGUAAACAAUGUGCUGAAGCAGUUGACAAAUGUCCCAUGUGCUACACAAUCAUUACAUUCAAGCAAAAAAUUUUUAUGUCUUAAUCCAGCACCACAGUAGGCAUGUUAUGUUCUUCUUACCCUAAUUGAAUGUGUGAUAUGAGCGAACUUAUUUUAACUAAUCAGUAUUGCAUUCUAUUAGCAUCUGCUCCCAAAUGGAAACAAAUGUUAACAUCACUGUUUCAGUCUAAACUUUGUAUUUCUGGAUCUUUCAGUUUAUUAGCUAUAUUAUUUAUCCAAUUUUUUACUCAACUGAAACCUUAGACAAAGAACCUUUUUAUAACUUAUAAUCUAUGUUUGUAGUACACUGACUUGAUUUCUAUAUGUAAGUGUAAUUAAUCAUCUGCAUUUUCCAUUCCUUUCAGAUAAACUUAACAAAUGCAGUGUUCUGUAUAAGCAGCGAGAUUUGAGUUAAUCUGUCCAAUCACUUAAUUUGCUUAUUGUGAACAGGACAUGAACUGUUCCACACUGGUGGGAGGAUAAACAUUCUUUUAUAGAUGUUUGUCUCUGUAUUUUUAAGAUUCUAUCCAUUUUCUUUUGGAAUUAUAAAUGUGCUUGUAUGAAUGAUUUUUAAGUGAUUUUGCCAUCUCCCAAAAGAUAUUUAAUAGUAGACUACCAUCUAACCAGCAUGUACUGACAUAGAAAGGCAGCAAAGAUAACAUAAGUAUAAAAUACAAAUGGCAAAACACUAUGUGUAGUUUGAGCCAAAUCAAGGUGUGUGUAUUUUAUAUCUGUAUAGGACAGAAAGAUUUGGAAAGAUAUGCAUCACACACUUAAAUGUAUUUUUUUUCUUGAGGGGGUGGGGCAUGGGUCUUAUAAGAGCCUUUCACUUUUUUUCAUUUUAUUCUGUUUGAAGUUUUAUAGGUAUGUAUUACUUUUAUAAUCAGAACUUUUAGGAAAUAUUUUACUGAUUUAAAGGCUUAGGCAUGUUCAAACGUCUGCAAAACUACUUAUCACUCAGUUUUAGUUUCUCUAAUCCAAGAAGGCAGGCCAUUUAACUUUUCUGGUGCCAAUGUGAAGUUUAAAUGUUUUUGUUUUACCUGCUUUGUGGAUGGGAAAUAUCUCUGAGUGGUAGUUUUCUGACAGGUAGACCAUGUCUUAUCUUGUUGCAAAAUAUUUCUGAUUUUGUAAAAUGAAAUAUAAAAUAUGUCUCAGAUCUUCCAAUUAAUUAGUAAGGAUUCAUCCUUAAUCCUUGCUAGUUUAAGCCUGCCUAAGUCACUUUACUAAAAAUGAUCUUUGUUAACCCAGUAUUUUAAACAUCUGUCUGCUUAUGUAGAUAAAAGUAGAAGCAUGUUUGUAUACUGCUUGUAGUUUUAGUGUCAGCUGUCCACGUCUCAUGUUAUUUUGGUCCUAAAAGUUUCAUGUAGUUUUUACUGUUAGGAUGAUUAAAGUGUAUAUAGUACAAAGUGCUAA